Messenger RNA from Komagataella phaffii GS115, 714 nucleotides. RefSeq lists its product as hypothetical. The coding region runs from base 1 to 714 and encodes 237 amino acids. NCBI's taxonomy places the organism in Eukaryota, Fungi, Ascomycota, Pichiomycetes, Pichiales, Pichiaceae. The transcript has 3 exons. The record is from RefSeq and is a predicted model, not a curated record.
AUGACCAGCUUACAAACUGCCGUUUGUACCGUCAGCCUCUCAGCAGUUGUGUUGGGCUAUGAAUUUGAAGGCGUGCUUUUCCUGUUCAUACUAUUAAUUAAUAUUAGCUUAGCAGUUCCCAUGGAGUGCAAGGUUUUGAGUGCGAGUCAACGCUUAGACGACUCUGUGGUUCAAAACGUCUACUUAGAGGCAGGAGACGACGAUGCGUUAAGUGCUGAGACUAUUCUACUGAGAACACAAAGGAACAAUGUCUAUGUCUCCUAUGAUGGAGGAAUUGUUUUCCACCAGAUCGAAUUAAGAGAUAAGGGGAGAAUUAUUGACAUUAUCGUGAAUAAGCACUUUCCUGCCUAUGUCUAUCUGAUCACUGUGGAUGGUUAUAUCUAUAUUUCUUCCAAUGGUGCAGUUUCUUUCAAGAGAGUGAAAGCUCCUUCGAAAAGAAGCGUUGAUUUUGCUCUCAUGAAGAACCCUCUCUCCUUCCACAAGUAUGAUCCCAAGAAAUUUAUUUACGCUGGAAUGAAGGGCUGUCAUUUCUGGAAUAAUGUUGCAGACUGCCGAACGUCUUCUGUGAACAGUCUUAUGCUAAUGGAGAGACACCUCCAAAUCCACGUCUGCUUGUUAGCUCUGAUUAUUUUAAAUCUGAUCGACGAGAAGUGCUCAGUAAUACUCUCCAACCCAUCGAAACUGCUCAUGUCUUGUGGCACCAACUAUCGUUGA